This is a messenger RNA of Periophthalmus magnuspinnatus, 1513 nucleotides long. RefSeq lists its product as uncharacterized. Gene Ontology annotation, molecular function: lysozyme activity. Gene Ontology annotation, biological process: defense response to Gram-negative bacterium; defense response to Gram-positive bacterium. The transcript is spliced from 7 exons. NCBI's taxonomy places the organism in Eukaryota, Metazoa, Chordata, Actinopteri, Gobiiformes, Gobiidae. Bases 8 to 1123 code for a protein of 371 amino acids. The record is from RefSeq and is a predicted model, not a curated record.
UAGCACCAUGGCUUUACGUUUCAGCGCUGCGCUCUUUUUACUCUCAGUUCUCUCUUUGAGUUUAUCUGAAGUGAGGGUGAACCUCACAUCUGCUGUGGGAUCAUCUAUAACAUUCCCAGACCUGGUGAAGGAGAGAGGAUUUUUAGAUUUUAGAACAAAGACCAUUGCUUCUAUUUACAAUGGAGUUUUUGAUAUUGAAGAAGACAUUUACACAAACAGACUUCACUGGAACAGCAGCACUGGACACUUCACUCUCUCAGAUCUACAGAAAAAUGACUCUGGAGUUUAUGCCAUCGACUCUAAAAAAGGAAACGUGUUUUAUAAAUUAUAUGAACUAAAAGUCUACGAGCCAGUGUCACGUCCAGUAGUGUCCUGUGUGAACGUGAGCGCUGAUAUCUGCACUCUUCAGUGUUCAGUGACUCUCACGGAGCAGACCACACUGAGCUGGUUCAGAGGAGAGCAGCCUGUGGACAGCAGCAGCUCUGCAGUGCAGCUCCUCACUGUCCAACUGAGGAAAAACACCCCAGAGUACAAAUGUGUGGCUCAAAACCCCGCUGAUGAGAAGAUUGUUAUAGUUGAUAUUACUGCUGUCUGCACAUGCAAGAAGAAAGACUUGAGUAAUGAGCAAACAAAGAAUUCAGAUCUUAAGAUAACAGUAUAUUAUCCAGACAACGACAACAACGACAACAACAACGACAACCAGACCAAUGAUGAGGGCCACAGUGAUAUGAUCCGUCUUCUCUUGUGUAUCGCGGUGUUGAGUUGUACAAAAAACAAUUUUGUGCAAUAUUUCACAUUGCCCUUGUUUCCUUCCUCAGGGGUGUGUCUGACUGAGAACGAGUCUCAUUACAACACCAGAGCCAUAAACAGGAACACGGACGGCUCCACGGACUAUGGCAUUUUUCAGAUCAACAGCAGAUACUGGUGUAAAGAUGGAGGAGUGAGCGCCGCCAACGGCUGUGGAAUCAACUGCUCAGAUCUGCUCAGCGACAACCCAACAGUGGCCAUAAAUUGUGCCAAACGAUUCGUACGGGACCCCAACGGCAUCAGGGCCUGGGUGGCAUGGCGGCGGAACUGUCAGGGCCGAGACCUGAGCAGGUACCUCGCUGGAUGUGGAGUUUGAAAAAGAAAACCACAUGAAUGUCAUUGAAACAGCAUAAUCUUAGGCUUAGCUGCAUUUUAUUUUGAACGAGGCUAUAUGUAAGGUUCUUUUCUCCAUGAAGAUGUUGUUGUUUGAUUAGAUAGUUCCUCAAAAUGGUUUUAAAUUUAAUAAUCUCCAUGGAGACAAGCAAGUUACUCUACAAUCAAACACCUGUUAUUAAAUACAUACGAGAUAGAUACAGUCAUACCAUACUGUGGAACAUUCAAAACAAAACAAUAACAUUUUCAAGACAAGCAGGUGACGGACUCUCCACCAGAAAGUUGAAAUAAUGCAUCUUUCACACAGAAUCAGUUACAUUAUUUGUGAUUUCUUGCUGUAAACCUGAGGCAAUAAAGAGUUUGAAGCAUUUUA